GCAAUGGAGAACUGCACAGAAGUCACUCAGUUCACCCUGCUAGGAUUGACCAGAGCUCCAGAGCUGCAGAUCCCCUGCUUCACAAUGUUCACUCUCCUUUACCUCACUGGUGUGCUUGGAAACCUGGGAGUAAUUACGCUAAUUCUGUCGGACUCUCGUCUCCACACUCCCAUGUAUUUUUUACUCAGCAACCUAUCUCUUGUGGACAUUUGUUACUCCUCAACUAUCACUCCCUCUCUGUUGGCUGGCUUUCUUACAAGGAACAAUGUCAUCUCCUACAAUGCGUGUGCUGCUCAGAUGUUCUUUUUUGCAAUAUUUGCCACUUCUGAAAAUUUCCUCUUGGCUUCAAUGGCCUAUGACCGCUAUGCAGCAGUGUGUAAACCCCUACAUUAUACGACCACCAUGACGACAGGUGUGUGUGCAUCUCUGGCCAUAGGGUCCUACCUUGAUGGUUUACUGAAUGCCAUCAUCCACAUUGGGAACACAUUCAGUCUCUUGUUCUGUAAGUCCAAUGUGAUCCAUCACUUCUUUUGUGACAUCCCAGCACUCAUGGUUCUCUCUUCUUCUGAUAGACAUGUUAGGGACAUGGUUCUCAUUUUUUUAGCAAGCUUUAAUAUCUUUGUUGCACUUCUGGUUAUCAUCAUAUCUUACCUGUUCAUAUUUAUGACAAUCCUAAAGAUGCACUCAGCUGAGGGAUACUGGAAGGCUUUAUCUACUUGUGGUUCUCACUUCAUUGCUGUCUCCAUCUUCUACGGGACAGUCAUCUUCAUGUACCUACAGCCCAGCUCCAGCCACUCCAUGGACACGGCCAAAAUGACAUCUGUGUUCUAUACAAUGGUCAUCCCCAUGCUCAACCCUCUGAUCUAUAGCCUGAGGAACAAGGAUGUCAAGAAUGCUUUGAAGAAGGUGGUUGAGAAGACCAAAUUCUGUGUAUGCUUACUUUUUUAA
Elephantulus edwardii (Cape elephant shrew) is the source of this 948-nucleotide messenger RNA. RefSeq names its product olfactory receptor 5B3-like. Gene Ontology annotation, biological process: G protein-coupled receptor signaling pathway; sensory perception of smell. NCBI's taxonomy places the organism in Eukaryota, Metazoa, Chordata, Mammalia, Macroscelidea, Macroscelididae. The record is from RefSeq and is a predicted model, not a curated record. Gene Ontology annotation, molecular function: G protein-coupled receptor activity; odorant binding; olfactory receptor activity. Bases 4 to 948 code for a protein of 314 amino acids. The transcript has a single exon. Gene Ontology annotation, cellular component: membrane.